AUGCUUAGAAUAGGUGCAUGUGCUCUUUUUGGCCGAGGUCGCGGAUGGCGCAUGUCAACAGUUGCUAUGGAGACAACGCCAACUGGAAGGUUCCAGUCUAGACAGACGAGCUCCGCUGACGAGGAUUAUUCCUCGAAAACCAGUUGCUUCACCUCAGCACAAGUUGACCGGAUUUUCGCUGAUUACUUUCUCGAAGAUGUUGCAGUAACCGGAACCAAAAGAGGCCGUCUCGACAGGCAAACAGCCGACCACGUGGUAUCCCCCGUCACCUUUACUUCUGGUUGGCAUAGCAUUAGAACGUCGUCACUUUCAUACUGUUUGAAGCAGGUCUCGAACCCACUAACCCGUACGCCUGGAAACUCAUUGUUGCGCGGCAUUUGGACGAGACAGCCUUCAUGUCGCUUCACGUUUGUCGGCACCACCCGAGCGUGUGUCCGUCUGUCGGCGUAUUUUGCUGUACAUUCGUGUCGGCAAGCUGGGGUGGGGGAAGGCGAGGGCGAGGGCGAGGGCGAGGGCGAGGGCGAGGGCGAGGACACACGAGACGGCCAGUUGUAUGCAUUUGCGCUUCCGCCUGUUGAGUUGAUGCACAAUUGUGUCGCCAAUUCACCAGAGACUUGUCAUCCUCGCCCGACUUGUCGGCUUGUGGCGCUACCAAUCACCGUCACCCCUCGCCCUCCGUGCCUCACCCAUUCCGCCUCAUUGUGCGUUUGUCGUCUCGGCGUUGCGGCUGCACUGCCGCUGACGCUGCCGGCCCAUCUCGGCCCUCCUCGGCCACACGCGAAGACGACACAGCACCAGUCGAACAACCUCCCCCGC
Protopolystoma xenopodis is the source of this 816-nucleotide messenger RNA. NCBI's taxonomy places the organism in Eukaryota, Metazoa, Platyhelminthes, Monogenea, Polystomatidea, Polystomatidae. The record is from the annotation of a GenBank genome assembly.